Molecule: messenger RNA, 5004 nt
Organism: Exophiala aquamarina CBS 119918
Lineage: Eukaryota; Fungi; Ascomycota; Eurotiomycetes; Chaetothyriales; Herpotrichiellaceae
Product: VPS15 protein kinase
Exons: 1
Coding region: 1-5004 (1667 amino acids)
Biological process (GO): protein targeting to vacuole; autophagy of peroxisome; late endosome to vacuole transport
Cellular component (GO): phosphatidylinositol 3-kinase complex, class III, type II; late endosome; nucleus-vacuole junction
Molecular function (GO): protein binding; ATP binding; protein serine/threonine kinase activity
Source: RefSeq, a predicted model, not a curated record
AUGGGUCAAGGCUAUUCCAUGACAAUGCUUUCAGCAGCGUCUGCCAGCAUCGACGCACCAGAGCUUGCGGAUCUUGUUCAUGAGAAGACCCUAGCUUCGGCCCGCUUCAUGAAAAGCAUCAGGGCAAGGAGUCGAGAUGGUUUUGUCUUUGUCAAGGCUGUUAUGAAACCUUACUCUUCCUUUGAAGUACACGAAUAUGUUCGUCAAAUAUUGGAAGAACGGAGCAUCAUUGCAGACAUUCCAAAUGCACUCGCAUACCAGAAAAUCGUCGAGGUCGGUAGUGCCGGCUUUCUUGUUCGCCAGUACAUGUUCAGCUCCGUAUAUGAUCGCUUGAGUACGAGGCCAUUUCUCGAGGACAUUGAAAAGAAAUGGCUAGCUUUCCAGCUCCUCUGUGCCGUGCGUGACUGUCAUGCACGUAAUAUCUAUCACGGAGACAUCAAGACCGAGAACAUUCUUGUUACCUCGUGGAAUUGGCUGUUCUUGACAGAUUUCUCUUCGUCCUUCAAGCCAACCAAUCUCCCAGAGGACAAUCCGGCAGAUUUUUCCUUCUACUUUGAUACUUCUGCGCGGAGGACGUGCUACAUUGCCCCAGAACGCUUCACCACAACCAGCAUAGGAGACCUGCAGGGCGACUUGAACUGGGCAAUGGACAUAUUUAGUGUCGGAUGCUCGAUCGCUGAGAUAUUCCUCGAAGGACCCAUCUUCUCACUAAGCCAGAUAUUCAAAUAUCGAUCUGGAGACUACAGCCCGGAGCAUACACACCUGAACAAAAUCGAAGAUCCCGAAAUUCGAGCAAUGAUACUCAAUAUGAUUGAAUUAGACCCAGAGAAGCGGUACAGUGCAGAGCAGCACUUGUCCUUUUACAGAAACAAGAUCUUCCCGGAGUACUUCUACAGCUUUUUGCACCAGUACAUGUUGGAUCUUACACGACCAGCAACCGCUUCUAAGCCUGUUGGGUUGGACGCCUCGCGUUUGACCGAGUCUGAUGAAAAGAUCGAUCGAGUUUAUUAUGAUUUCGACAAGAUCUCCUUCUUUCUUGGCUACGGUCCCAGCCCCAGUCAACCAGCUUCAAAAUCCCCUUUGGCCUUGCGAUCCAGCAAUCGGGUCAAAUCUCCAGAUGCAAAUCCAGCUUUGUAUGAUGGAAGCCUACUUUUUCUCACCCUUGUUGUCUCGAGCUUGAGAAAUACAGCGAAAGCCUCCGCUAGACUAAAAGCAUGUGAUUUGCUUGUCGCGUUCGCUGAGCGACUUCCAGAUGAAGCCAAACUUGACCGAAUUCUUCCUUACAUUGUCGGCCUUCUCUCAGACCCCUCCGAUGUUGUCAAGACUGCGGCUAUAUAUGCGCUGACAUCGAUCUUUGAGAUGGUGCAGACCAUCACGCCCAUCAAUGCAUAUGUAUUCCCAGAAUACGUCUUUCCAAAGCUACGCCAAUUUGUUCUAACACCGAAUAAUACACCAAGCGUCCUGGUUCGAUCAGCAUAUGCAUCUUGCCUGGCAUCUCUAGCGCUGUCAUCAUCUCGGAUUCUCGACAUGAUCCAUGCAAUUCGUGCGGAUGGUCGAUUACCUGCACUACGCGCUGAAGAAUGGGCUCCAGAGACGUCUUAUCAUGGACUUUACGAUGUUGCCCGCGCUGAAUUGGUCCCACACUUUGAAGAGGCAACUGUUGCUCUCAUCACAGAUCCUGAGCCUUCUGUCAGAAGAGCGUUGUUGGGCUCGGUAUCACGAUUAUGCAUUUUUUUUGGAAGCGCAAAGUCGAGUGACGUGAUACUCACUCAUCUGAACACCUACUUGAAUGACAAAGAUUGGAUUCUCAGAUGCUCCUUCUUUGAAGCUCUUGUCGGUAUUGCAACUUAUGUCGGCACCUCAAGCCUGGAACAAUUUAUUCUGCCUGUAAUGGUUGGUUCAUUGACUGACCCAGAAAUAUUCGUGGUUGAGAAGGUUUGGCGGUCACUUGCACGUAUGGCUGAUCUAGGCCUCUUUCAAAAGUCGAUAACUUGGGAGUUGAUUGGCAUGGCUGCACGAUUCUUAAUCCACCCUAGUUCUUGGAUUCGUGAAAGUUCUGCGCAAUUCAUUGUCCUAUCCUGCAAGUACAUCUCAAAAGCGGAUCAGAACUGCAUCAUUCUGCCUAUUAUCGAUCCCUUCAUGAAGACGAGAAUCACAACAUUGACAGAAGACCGAAUUUUGGAUACUUUGAAACGACCUCUGACCAAAACCGUGUUUGAUGCAGCAUUGAAUUGGGCGUCACGAAAGAGCAACAGUCUCUUCUGGACUGCUGCUAGCCAUGAUGGUGCUUUCACCCUGUCAGAUCCAGGCCAUCCUCAGAACCCUACAGCUUUGACGAACCGACUUUCAACACGAGUAAAGGCUUCACAAAAAGACAGAGAUGACCAGACCUCCUUGGAGAGCCUUCGAAAUCUAGGGUUGGGUGCAGAUGAUGAAAUCAAGCUUAUCGCACUCCGCGAGUAUCUUUUCAAGGUGUCGAAACAUAAAAGCAACGAAGACCUUGAGGGGAAAUAUCGCAUGCUAAACAAUAUCAUUUCUCUUAAUCAAAUCGAUGUUACACCACAAAAUAUUUUCUUCGACCAGCGGGAUGCCAUCCGAGAGAUGAGCAAUCGACCAAGAAAACUCGAACAGAGAUCGAGACAAGAUGAGCGACAUAGUCUAGCAGACGCUCUGCUUGAUGCAUCAUCUAAUAUUGACGAGCAACCGUCUAGGAGGCCAUCCCCUUCAGAAACUACUACAGCAAGUGGCACAGCAACGCCACCAGUGUCCUCGAAAGCUAUUGACAUUCGUGCUCAGGCAGCCACCUCCCACAAAGUGGACGGCACACCCACUGUCAAUAUUGAGCAUGCAUCUGGUGGGCAAUCUUCAAGGCCUAGCCUUUCUAUUAACGGCAACUCGCCCAACAGCGCUAACUUGUCGUUCCGUCGCAAUCCCACACUUGAACUAAAGCAUCGAAACAGCGGUAUCAAUUUAUUGGGGCGUGCAAAUUCAGCCAAGGCAGAUGCUGAAAUUUCUACCACAUCCGAAAAUGUCUUUGGAAAAGUUGACGGACCCAUUCAUCGCAAAGCCACAGCAGGCCCAUCAACAUUGACCAUAUCAGCAAACAUGGCAGAGAAAUCAAGGUCAGCAUCUCCGGGUCCUGUAAGAAAGACACCGAUGUUUGAGUUGAAUCAUUCUUACACUGGUAACGACGUCAAUGUUUUGAGACUACUGGACAAUCAUUUCAUGGAGAACUUCCCCGUGGACUUGCUCGACUUUGGUCAAGCACGCCCUUUCGCAGACACUCGAACUCCGAUCAAGAGAGCUACAGACGUCAUACAGCAGAAUAGCAGCAAGACAGCUCAACAAGAGCUUAAAUUCUCAACAGAACCAUGGCGACCUACAGGCCAACUACUUACCAUUUUCCGGGAGCACACUUCUUCUAUCAACCGAGUCUGUGCUGCUCCAGAUCAUGCUUUCUUCGUCACUGCCUCUAACGAUGGUACUUGCAAGGUCUGGGACACCAUUAGGCUGGAAAAGAAUGUCACACCUCGGUCAAGACACACCCAUAAACAUGCAGAUGGUGCGAAGGUCAAAAGCUUGUGCUUUGUUGAAGGCACCCACACAUUUCUAAGCGGGGCAGACGACGGAAGCAUUCAUGCUAUCAGAAUUGAAUAUAAGAGUGUGGAAGGCGGGGAAAGUUCGAGAUACGGCAAGCCUUCACUCGUCCGCGACUUUCAAAUACCCUUCAAUAGGUCGGCUGAGGAAGACUUGACGCCCCAAGACUUUGUCCAAGAACCAGAGUAUGCAAUUUGGCUACAUCACUACCGAACUGCGACUUCACAAUCAAUCUUGCUCGCAGCAACCAACAAAUGCCGCAUCCUUGCGAUUGAUCUGAAGAAUAUGGAAAUCAUCCAUACUAUGACCAACCCAGUCUCACACGGGACACCAACUACGUUCUGUGUAGACAAGAAACAUCACUGGCUAUUGCUGGGUACGAGCCAUGGAAUUCUUGAUCUAUGGGACUUGAGGUUCAAACUCCGGCUUCGCAGCAUUGGGAUCCAAACGAGCGGCCGGAUUGAUCGAAUUCUUAUUCACCCCACGAAAGGCCACGGACGAUGGGUAAUGGUGAGCGCAGGUGGUGAGAUUACUGUUUGGGAUAUCGAAAAGCUAGUUUGUCGCGAAGUGUUGCGAACCAGCACGUUUGCUGCCCAAGCUAUGCCUCGUCCUUACGAGACAUACUCUCCAGAUGACGAAGCUGGUGAAAAGAUAUUGGCUCGAUUAUCUCGAGACGUUGGCGAAGAUUCGAAACUCAACGACUCCCCACAAUCGAUCUCAAAAGACGUCUCUAGCAAAUCACCAGAUAAGACCAUGUCAGCCACACCGUCACUCGCAUUGUCCGAAUCACUCUCAAUUCCUGCCAUGUAUAUCCUACACGAUUAUCUCCAAAACUCGUCGCAGCCCGAAAACCCGAACAAAUCGGCACUCUUGAUCACCGGUGGUGCCGACCGUGGUCUUCGGUAUUGGGAUAUUGCACAUCCAGAAAACAGCUUCAUCAUCUCCGGACCCAUGACGUACACCGACGAGGGUAAGACCAUCAAGCCUAUCUAUGAAGUAACUCAUCCAUUGUCUCUCAAUGCUGGAGCGCAAAUUACACUAGUAGACGAGAAGUUCGUCGAAGAUUCAGCACCUCCUCUAGGAAGCGGUGGCAGCGCAAGAGGCACGCCGAAGAGAUCCUCGCGUCGGGAUCAUUCAGGCCAAUCGAGUCCCAAUGCUGCCCAAUCUGGACGAACUACACCAUCAGCAACAACUCCUUCUGGAGGUAGUGCCAGCACGAAGCAGAGCUCCCGAGUUGCGCAUACAAAUCCAGUGUCGAAACCGCCGCGAAACACCAUCAUCAGCGCCAGCCAACAGCACGCCAUACGCACACAUCUCGACGCCAUUACAGAUGUGAUCGUGUUGAGGAAACCCUACGGUUGCAUUGUCAGUGUGGAUCGCGGUGGUAAUGUGUUCAUCUUUCAUUGA